Capsicum annuum is the source of this 513-nucleotide messenger RNA. RefSeq lists its product as uncharacterized. The coding region runs from base 1 to 513 and encodes 170 amino acids. NCBI's taxonomy places the organism in Eukaryota, Viridiplantae, Streptophyta, Magnoliopsida, Solanales, Solanaceae. The record is from RefSeq and is a predicted model, not a curated record. The transcript has 3 exons.
AUGUCAAAGGUUGCUAAGGUUGAUCAAAGAAUUAAGGAAUAUCUGGAGGAAGCUGGGUAUAAAAAAUGGGCUAGGUGUCACUCACCAGUAAAUAGAGGUAGAACGAUGACUUCAAAUAUAGCCGAAUGUAUUAAUGAUUGUUUGAUUGAAGCUAGAAAACUUCCUAUUCUAGGUUUCCUAGAAGAAGUUAGAAUCUUAUUUGCUGCAUGGAAUUGUAAGAACAACAAAAUUGCAUCGUACACAAAUACAACUCUUGGCAGAAGAUUUAAAGAAACUCUAACUCAUAAUGGUGUUAAAGCUUUGCGGAUGAUGGUUAAACCAACAGAAAGUUAUCUUUAUUGUGUUUAUGAUUCGGGACGGAGGCCACAAACCAUAGUGAAGACAUAUGAACUCCCGAUAGUUCCAAUGCCAGACAAGAAGGAUUGGAAUGUUCCAUGUUUUGUUGAUGAUGAAGAAGUUUUGCCGCCCAAAUAUCGAAGACCUCCUGGAAGGCCAAAAAAGGAAGGCAUCUGA